AUGAGUCAAGAUUUGGCUAUUGAGCGCUGCGACCUGAACAUCGGCCGCAACAAGAGCAGCCAUCACACGGAGCAGUUUACAGACGAGCGUCUGAUCGUCAGACGAGGACAGGCCUUCACCAUCUUUGUGCACCUGAAACCUGGCAGCAAGACGCUCAAACCCCAUGACGCUGGCCUCGCCUUUGUUGUCCAUACUGGUCCGCUGCCCAAAAGAGAAUCAGACACCAAGGUUUCCUUCCCGCUCAGUGACUCCACAGUUGACACUGAGUGGAGCGCCUCAGCCACUCAUGACCCCACUGGCAAAAAUGUGGCCCUCACCAUCAUGUCCUCCCCCAACGCUCCCAUCGGGCUUUACACUCUGACUGUAGACUACCACGGGCAGAAGACCAACUUAGGGCAAUUCACGCUGCUCUUUAACGCUUGGUGCCCAAAUGAUGCUGUAUACAUGCACAGUGAGGACAAGAGGAAAGAGUAUGUUUUGGCACAGCAUGGGCAGAUCUUCCGAGGCACGCACAAACGCAUCAAGGGAACACCGUGGAACUUUGGACAGUUUGAAGCAGGAAUUUUGGACAUCUGUCUGAAGAUCCUGGAUGACAAUCCCAAAUUUGUGUCGGACGCCGAUCAGGACUGUUCGGCCAGGAGAAAUCCUGUCUACGUGACGCGUGUCCUGAGCGCUAUGAUCAACAGUAAUGAUGACAACGGAGUGCUGGUGGGAGAGUGGUAUGACUUUACUGGAGGCGUUCAUCCGGGGCGGUGGGUCGGUAGCGGGGACAUUCUGCGCCAAUGGGUGGAGAGCGGCCCGGUUUCCUUUGGUCAGUGCUGGGUUUUUGCAGCUGUUGGUUGCACAGUGUCUCGUGCCCUGGGUAUUCCUUGUCGAGUAGUCACUAACUUCGGUUCAGCCCACGACAGUAACGCCAACUUGAUCAUUGAAAACCUUUAUAACGAGGAUGGGGAAAGUAUUUCAGAUGGGGAUUCAGUCUGGAACUUCCACGUUUGGGUGGACAGUUGGAUGAGGCGUCCAGACUUGGGAAAUGAGUUUGAUGGUUGGCAAACCAGUGAUCCAACUCCACAGGAGAAAAGUGAUGGUGUUUACUGUUGCGGACCGGCUGCAUUGAGGUCCAUUAAGGAAGGAGAGCUUACCAAAAAGUAUGAUGCACCUUUUAUUUUUGCUGAGGUUAAUGCGGAUGUGGUGGACUUGGUGCGUCUGUCCAACGGAAAGAUUGUUAAGUUCAGCGGCUCGACAAAAUCUGUCGGACGAUUUAUCAGCACCAAAGCUGUUGGCUCGGAUGAGAGGCAUGACAUCACACAUGAGUACAAGUACCCUGAAGGUUCCAAGGAGGAGCGGGAGGUGUACGAGAAGGCCCAGCACCACAACAAGUUGCAACAGAGAGGAGAGGAACCAGGUCUCCAUCUCAAGAUCAAGCUGGCUAAAAAUAUGAUCGUGGGUUCGGACUUUGAGGUGUACGCCAUCCUCACCAACAAUAGCAUGGUGACAAAGAAUUGCACACUUCUCUUCUUCGCAAAAGCUGUGCUCUACAACGGCAAGCGAGGAGAGAGCUGUGGAUUUGCUUCGGACAGAUUAGAGGUGCCCUCCGGAGAAGAGAGAAGACUGCACCUUAAACUGGAGUACAGCAUGUAUGGGUCUGUGAUCACAUCCGAUCGCCUCAUUCAUCUGUCCGCCAUCACCAUUGACAAGCAAACCAUCGAAUACCACAAGGCAGAGAAGACAAUAGUGCUGGACGAGCCACUUGUAGAAAUCAAGCUGCUAGGAGAAGCCAAGGUGAAACGGCCAGUGUCGGCGAGGCUGACCAUGCAAAACCCAUUGCCAGAAACACUCCAGGAUUGCAGUUUCACUGUUGGGGGGGCAGGUCUUGUUGAUGGCAAGCCCAUUACACUCAAGAUUGGUCGUGUGGGCCCUAAACAGGAAGCCACAACCACCGCUGUGUUCACUCCCACCACAGCCGGCUCCAGUGUGCUGCUUGUCAGCUUUGACAGUGACAAAUUGAUGAACAUCAAGGCAUCCAUCAGUGUUGUCGUGAAGGAAGACGACGCUCCACACAUCUAGUUCCACACCGCGACUUUUGGACAUUUUGGAUGUCGUA
Molecule: messenger RNA, 2101 nt
Organism: Corythoichthys intestinalis (scribbled pipefish)
Lineage: Eukaryota; Metazoa; Chordata; Actinopteri; Syngnathiformes; Syngnathidae
Product: protein-glutamine gamma-glutamyltransferase 2-like
Exons: 15
Coding region: 1-2064 (687 amino acids)
Biological process (GO): peptide cross-linking
Cellular component (GO): mitochondrion
Molecular function (GO): protein-glutamine gamma-glutamyltransferase activity
Source: RefSeq, a predicted model, not a curated record